Messenger RNA from Purpureocillium takamizusanense, 1101 nucleotides. RefSeq lists its product as uncharacterized. The transcript has a single exon. Bases 1 to 1101 code for a protein of 366 amino acids. NCBI's taxonomy places the organism in Eukaryota, Fungi, Ascomycota, Sordariomycetes, Hypocreales, Ophiocordycipitaceae. The record is from RefSeq and is a predicted model, not a curated record.
AUGCACGCCAAGCCUGUUGCUGUGCUCGCCCUCGCUGGCGCCGCGGCGGCGGUCGUCACGUCCCAGCAGGUGCCCAAGGACGAUCUGAUGCGCGCCCUCGCCCAGUCUGAGGCGCGCGAGUUUGGUCGCCGCAGCGUUGACGACGACGACAAGGUGCCCCGGGUCAGGGUCGAGGAGGUCAAGGUCGAGGAGAGGGAGAGGGAGGAGCGCGAGGGCCGCCAGAGCCGCGAGGACCGCAAGCGCGAGCGCGAGCGUCUCCGUGAGAUUAAGCGUCGGCGCAAGGAGCUUCAGCGCGAGCAGCGUGAGCGUGAGCGCAAGCGUGAGCGCGAGGGCCGUGAAGACCGCGAGCGUGAGCAGCGCGAGCAACGCGAGGGUCGUGAAGACCGCGAGCGUGAACGCGAGCAGCGUGAAGGCCGCGAAGACCGCGAGCGUGAGGGCCGCAAGGACCGCGAGGUCCGUGAGCUUCGCGAAGAUCGCGAGCGUGAGCAGCGCGAGGCUCGCGAGGACCGUGAGCGUGAGCAACGCGAGGGUCGCGAGGAGGCGCCGGCCAGGAUCCCCGAACUCCAGGCUGACCGUCACCGGAUGCACGAGGUCGUCAACAACAACAACGAGGCCGACCUGGGCUGCCACAGCUGCGGCUGCAAGGAGCCCGGCUGCUGCAAGUGCCCGCCCAAGCCGACCAAGACGCCGUGCCCGCCCAAGCCCACCAGCAAGACCAAGGUCACCAAGACGCACACCAUGACCAGCUGCGAUCACCACAACCCCAAGUGCCCUCACCACACCAAGACCAAGAAGCCCACGAGCCCUUGCACCACGGGCAAGCCGGGACACCCGCACCCGCCCCCCAAGCACGGCCACAACUCGACCAUGCCUCACAAGCCUCACCACCCGCCUCCCCACAAGACCGAGAAGCCCGGCCACCCAGGCCACCCCGGUCACCCUGGUCACCCUGGGAAGCCCACCAACAACCCCGGCAAGCCCACCAACCCCGGCGGCCACCCGGGCAAGCCUACCCACGUCCCCGUCAACAGCGGACACAGCAUCGUCGCCUCGGGUCUUGGCCUGGCCUUUGCCGUCGCGGCAGCUUACUACCUGCUCUAA